AUGCAAUUGCCAGUUCUCGGCUGCACUUUCCUCACGCUGUCAGAGCGUGGGGAAAGUACUGCUGAGAACCGGCAGUUGUCAGAGCAGGGAUCGGCACCGAUCAUCAGGGCACUGAUGAUCAGUGCCCUGAUGAUUGGUGCCCAGCAGUGCCGCCCACCAGUUCUGCCCACCUGUGCCCAGCAGUGCAUCCACCUGUGCCCAGCAGUGCCACCUACCUGUGCCCACCAUCAAUGCCUAGCAGUGGCGCCAGUCAGUGCCCAGCAGUGAUGCCAGUCAGUGCCACCUAUCAGUGCUGUCUAUCAGUACCCAUCAUCAGUGCCGCCUAUCAGUGCCACCUAUCUGAUGCCUCAUUUGUGCUGCCUAUCAGUGCCCUUCAGUGCUGCCUAUCAUUGCCGCCUAUCAGUGCCCAUCAGUG
Staurois parvus is the source of this 415-nucleotide messenger RNA. Lineage: Eukaryota; Metazoa; Chordata; Amphibia; Anura; Ranidae. The record is from the annotation of a GenBank genome assembly.